CCGCAGCCGCGACCAGAAGAGACUCAGAGCAAGCUCCGUUCGCUGUAAAGCUUGUAAAGAUCCUCUCGCCAACUUCAUCGCUGAAACCCAUUCGAUGGCCAUGGCGCUGCAGCAUCAUGACUUGGAUCUCUUGCAACGCAUUCUUAAGGAGCUGGAACAGAAGGAAGUGAACGAGGGCUCGCGACAGGAGAUCGCUCAGCCUGCGUUGCCUACCCCUCAGAGGCGAAGGAAAACCAUCUCGCGAGGAAAUUCCGGACAUCAGGCCGAUGCUGAGACGCAAUAUUCCUCAUCCCCUUGGUCGACGACGACUUCGCCCUGCUCCAGCCUUCCACCGGCAGAGGUCCGGGACCACCGCACGGUCCGCGUGCCGUUGCAGCUCGAAAGUGCCUUGCGCAUCCGACCCCCACCAGGGCUUCCAGAGCCCUUGACGGAGGCCAGCGCCAGUGAGCCAUCAAGCACCGAGCCCCCUGCCGAGCCCCUCGAGCUGGGUGGCUUUCAGUGGACCAUUACGAACCCAAAUGCCAAGUUCAAAGGCAGCUGCGGCUGCGCCCUGGUGUCACCGCCAUUCUCAGCAGGAGGCUUGGAAGGUUUGCGUGUGAUUUUCUCGCCGGGGGAGAGUUGGGCCAACGCGCAGCCCAAAGACAAGAAGAUGAAGAAGAAGGAGGAGAAAAGCAAGGGUUGGCCGAAAGCCCCGCGCUUCGGGUCUUUACAGCUGAAAUUUGGAGAUCAACCCACCGUGCAGGAAGUCACACUCUUCUUCCAGGUCGCUGACACUCGUCAGCUCGGCCCUUUCACGGCCUGCUCAGAACAUUGCACCUCACAGGUGUGCGAAUUGGCCUCCGACUGGCGAUCCUUGGUCGACCCGUCGGGCUCUUUGACCAUCCGAGUUGAGGUUUUAAGCUGAAUUUGGCACCUACGAACAGAGCAAUCUGAACUUCAGUCCGCCCUUUCGCAUAGUUCCCGAUCUGAUCGCAGUGGCUCUCUCCACGUCCGAACGCCCGUCGACACUUGGUGCGCUUCGAUGCCUGGCC
Durusdinium trenchii is the source of this 1031-nucleotide messenger RNA. The record is from the annotation of a GenBank genome assembly. Lineage: Eukaryota; Dinophyceae; Suessiales; Symbiodiniaceae.